GAGCUCUCUCCAUUUGAAGCUGGUCCCAAUUCUCCACCCCCGCCUAUUGCUUGCUUCUUCUCCCUCAAUCAUCAAGGUCAUUGACAAAGACAUCGAUAUCUUUGGAUAUAAAAAGCUAGCCCCAUAAACCCCUCCCCCGCACUUUGGUAAUUCCGCAAAGCAAAGAUGGUCAAGGCCGUUGUUGCUGGUGCCGCCGGUGGCAUUGGACAGCCCCUUUCGCUGCUCCUGAAGCUCUGCCCUUUGGUCGAUGAGCUUGCCCUUUACGAUGUCGUCAAUACCCCCGGUGUUGCCGCUGAUCUCUCUCACAUCUCCUCUAACGCGAAAAUCGCCGGUUACCUUCCCAAGGACGAUGGUGGCAAGAAGGCCCUCAAGGAUGCCGACCUGAUUGUCAUUCCUGCUGGCGUUCCCCGCAAGCCUGGAAUGACCCGUGAUGAUCUCUUCAACAUCAACGCCGGCAUCGUGAAGGGACUUAUCGAGAUCGCUGCCGAGGUCGCCCCCAAGGCCUUCAUCCUGGUUAUUUCUAACCCCGUCAACUCAACGGUUCCCAUCUCGGCCGAGGUUCUCAAGGCCAAGGGUGUCUUCAACCCGCAGCGCCUCUUUGGUGUCACCACCCUGGACAUUGUCCGCGCCGAGACCUUCGUCGCUGAGAUCGCCGGCAAGUCCAACCCCCAGGAGUUGACCGUCCCCGUCAUUGGCGGUCACUCGGGCGAGACCAUCGUGCCCCUUUUCAGCCAAGUCAAGCCUGCCGUCACCAUCCCUGACGACAAGUACGACGCUCUCGUCAACCGUGUUCAGUUUGGCGGUGACGAGGUCGUCAAGGCCAAGGAUGGCGCUGGCUCGGCAACCCUCAGCAUGGCAUAUGCUGGCUACCGAUUUGCCGAGAAGCUGCUCAAGGCCAUCAAGGGUGCCAAGGGUCUCGUUGAGCCCAGCUAUGUCUAUCUCCCCGGUGUCCCCGGUGGCGAGGCAAUUGCCAAGAAGACCGGUUGCGACUUUUUCUCGGUUCCCAUCGAGCUCGGUCCCAACGGAGCUGAGAAGGCACAUGACGUGCUCGGCGAGCUGACCAGCAAGGAGCAGACGCUUCUGGAGGCAGCCGUCAACGGACUCAAGGGCAACAUCCAGAAGGGUGUUCAGUUCGUCAACAGCCCUCCUCAAAAGUAAAAAAGACUGCCCCAUUUGAUGAUCCAUGUUGUCAACAAGCGAGUUUGCCUUGAGCUUCGAUUUCAACCAUACUUCAUAACCUGGAGGGUGUGCGAGAUAUGAGGUGGAAAGUUCAAGUGUCGUUUGCAGACGAGUCCACUGCUGACUCUGCAAGUUCCUCUCCUAGGCUGUAAAUUAUCUGGGUUAGGAUGUGGCGUGAAGGAAACAACCGAUCCGAUAUAGGGAUGCAGUCUGUUGUGGCGAUUUUAGGGCCUGCUUUUUGGUCUUGUGCAUCUCGGCGAAGGUGGUUUAGGAUCGAUUAUUACUGCACGCUUGUCUUCGAAGCUGUAUACCUACAAAAUCCAGGCAAAAAUCCGCUUUCUAUGACAACUGGGUGAAGUUGAUCUUGGUGAUGACUCUGUGCAUGGAGUAGAUAUGGCAUGGCCAUGCCAUGCUUCGUGAUCG
Molecule: messenger RNA, 1602 nt
Organism: Pyricularia oryzae 70-15
Lineage: Eukaryota; Fungi; Ascomycota; Sordariomycetes; Magnaporthales; Pyriculariaceae
Product: malate dehydrogenase
Exons: 8
Coding region: 166-1158 (330 amino acids)
Biological process (GO): malate metabolic process; tricarboxylic acid cycle
Cellular component (GO): cytoplasm
Molecular function (GO): L-malate dehydrogenase (NAD+) activity
Source: RefSeq, a predicted model, not a curated record